AUUCCAAGCUACCUUGGAGUGUGCUAACACUUUAGGCGCUGCUGAUUACCUGUACUUUACAUGAAGUCACGCAGGAAUCAUUAAAUUCUCUCAUCAAUUGUAUGAACAUUAUCCUCUGCGGCUCAAGUAUCGAUUUAUUUUCAAGAAAACCGACCAAUACAUUAACACGAUAGUUUGCAUUGGAGCAACACUGAAAAAGUCUUCGGUGUUGGAUAGAGAACGUAUAAUUUUUUUUAGAUCGCAAGUAUACCACGACGUAUGUACAAAAUUUUCAUCAAACCUGCCUUCAUUUUUCUGAUCCUUGGUGACCAUGGUUGGGACCUCAUCAAGUUUUCAAAAUUCACCUGGGUUGCCUCCUCUGGUGCCCCCGAGAACCAAAAACUUGAUCCGAAGGACACUAGCCCUGGCUCCGUGGUUCUGCCUGAGAGGUACAAGGACGAGGACGCCCCGAUUCCAGUUCGGGUUCAGCCGGGUGACCCGCCGGAUGACGUCAUCAACGUGAGCCCUUACUACUGGCGCGGGAACCACUCGUACUUCCUAUGGGAACACCAACCCUGCGAGAACUACAAGGUGCAUCUCGGAUCGCAGACCAACAACCGUCGGAUUUACGGCUGCAUGAAAGUGGCGUUCAAUCUGAAGAAGUACCAGGAGGCGGAGGUGGCCAGGGGCCAGACGCUGUCGACCAACUGUUCCGCGAUUAUCGCGGGCACUUGUUUCGAAUUUGGGGGCACAAAGGUCGCUGCUAUAUUCUCCAACACCCCGACGAAAAUACGUAUAAAUACGUGCACGUCGUUGACUGCCAUUAGCGGUACAAUGGACCAAAUCUGCCGUGCUAAGGAAGAACGCGAACAUUCGACAAUUGCCAAAUUCCCCCGAAUAAAACACGUAUUUUUGAAAAAAGUCAUGCAUAUUCAUCCUUGAAAUUUUCAGAUAUUUUAGAUUAACUAGAGAACAAAAUAGUCUGAAAAAUUGGAAGAAAAAUAUCUACAGUUUCCCCAAUUUAUCAGAAGAAAUGCUGCAACACUG
This is a messenger RNA of Bemisia tabaci, 1026 nucleotides long. Lineage: Eukaryota; Metazoa; Arthropoda; Insecta; Hemiptera; Aleyrodidae. The record is from RefSeq and is a predicted model, not a curated record.